Molecule: messenger RNA, 742 nt
Organism: Zalophus californianus (California sea lion)
Lineage: Eukaryota; Metazoa; Chordata; Mammalia; Carnivora; Otariidae
Product: adenylate kinase isoenzyme 1
Biological process (GO): nucleoside triphosphate biosynthetic process
Cellular component (GO): cytoplasm; cytosol
Molecular function (GO): AMP kinase activity; ATP binding
Source: RefSeq, a predicted model, not a curated record
AUGGGUGGCCCAGGUUGUGGCAAAGGGACACAGUGCAAGAACAUGGCGACCAAAAAUGGCUUCUGCCAUGUGGGGCUGGGCCAGCUGCUGCGGCAGGAGGCCCAACGCAGCACCCAGCGGGGCCGGAAGAUCCAUAACAUCAUGCUGCAGGGGCUCCUGGUGCCCAUGGGCAUCAUCCUAGACAUGAUCUGCAACACCAUGUUAUCUCGCCCAGAGAGCCGGGGCUUCCUCAUUGACGGCUUCCUGCGGGAGCUGAGGCAGGCCAAGGGGUUUGAGCGCAUUGCCAGCAGCGCUGACUUCAUGAGAAGGCCCAUCCACACGCCGGAACAGCCAUGGCUGGAGCGUCUGGAAACAGCCGAGCAGGACAAGAGGAACUGGCAGAUCGUCAGCCUCCAGGCUUUUCCAGAACUUGCUGGAUAGGGUCGAAAUGCCUUCAAAGAAGUCCAGAUUGCUUCGGUCACCUGUGCACCUGUCUGAGAACACCGCUCCAGGGAGCCGAGGCCCCGGGGUGGGUGGCCUAUGUCAAAUGAGCACGCGGGGACUCCCCACCAGGAAGCACUCUGCACAAGGGGCGGCGAGGAGGACCAGAUAACCACGUGCAGCUCCGAUGAUUAUCGUCAGGUUGGACUUGCUUGGAGCAUCCGUGACCAGUCGCCCUGAAACGCCCAGACACGGGACCCAUUUCUCUGGGUCCCUGUUUCUCCCAAAAGUGCCACCUGCAGGGAAACUCCCCUGUUCACAG